Molecule: messenger RNA, 1248 nt
Organism: Fibroporia radiculosa
Lineage: Eukaryota; Fungi; Basidiomycota; Agaricomycetes; Polyporales; Fibroporiaceae
Exons: 8
Coding region: 1-1248 (415 amino acids)
Biological process (GO): actin cortical patch localization; endocytosis; plasma membrane tubulation
Cellular component (GO): Rvs161p-Rvs167p complex; medial cortex; mating projection tip
Molecular function (GO): protein binding; lipid binding
Source: RefSeq, a predicted model, not a curated record
AUGUCGAAAAAGUCCAGCGACCCCGAAUUUGACGACUACGCUCGACGGUUUGCAGCCAUCGAAACCGCUACCGAGAAACUUCUCAAAGAUACCAAGGUCUACAACGAAUCGGUAUCAAACCUUUUCACGUAUGGCGCCGGCUUCGCACAGCACUUUACGACAAUCUUCCAUCCCGUGGUUGGAGAGUACGAUAUAGUCGGGAAACACCCAGAAUCCGAGCAUACUGUCCGGAACAUAGAUUCAUACGAGUCCGCGCUGCAGGAACUGAAAGCCGCGAUCGUCCCCGAGUUGGAGCUGAUCGAGAGCAGGAUCGUAGGCCCUGUGAAGGAACUGCAGAGCAUCAUGAAAGUCGUCAUGAGCGCAUGUGGUACAAGCAGCGCGCGGGCUAUUGCGUUCUGGAUGUUGUUGGACGAUCUUCGCAUCGGCCUCGUAGACUACGAUCGGUAUAAUAACUCGUUGACGAAAUUACGAGACAAGAAGGAGAAAAGUCUCAACGACGAAAGGAAUCUUUUCAAGCUCGAGCAAGAUUUUGAAGUCGCAUCAAACGAGUAUGACUAUAUCAAUUCCACUCUCAAGACUGAACUUCCACGUUUUUUGAUGCAAGCUACCCAGUUCAUUGAUCCUCUAUUCCAUUCCUUCUUCUAUAUGCAGCUGAACGUAUUCUACCUCAUGCUCGAGAAGCUUAAUGGCUUCGCAGAGGGAAGAUAUGACGUCUCUAUAAGCGGCGCCGAGAUUGCAUCAGAGUACGAGACGAAGCGAACUGAUGCAUGGGAGAAUAUUGAGGCAUUGCACAUCUGUCAACGCUUCGUAUCAACUUCCAAACUUGUCCAAGCCCAUCGCGCUGCAGGAGGACCAGGAUCUGCCCCGUCCCUCGGUCGCACACCAACCUCCACUACCACUUCCAGCAUAGGUUCUUCUUACGCUAAGAAAGCACCUCCUCCACCUCCCAGCGCGGGCCUCUCUGCGCCUCCGCCGCCAUACUCGCCAUCUGCGUCCCCUGCGAUGGGCUCCGCGCCGAUCAAGAAGGCCCCACCGCCCCCACCACCAGUAAAGCCGAAGCCGAAGCCAGCUGCAUCGUACGUCGUGGCGUUGUACGAUUUCAGUCCACAAGCGGAGGGCGACCUUGAGUUUAAGGCGGGCGACCGCAUUGAGGUAGUCGAGCGUACAGACAGCGCCGAGGAUUGGUGGACGGGGAGGGUUGGCAAUAGGCAGGGGACGUUCCCUGGAAACUAUGUACAAGAGUCUUGA